AUGGAUCUGCAGGAAAGAAGAGAGUUGGUACAACAGGCGAAGCUGUCUUUCAACUGCUUACGGGCUUCACAUCCAGCGAAAUCGUGUCCCUCGAAAUCAGUGUGCCAUACACCGGACUGCAAGCAGCGGCACCAUACGUUGCUGUGCCCAAAGGCGAGCAAGGUGAAGGAAACACUAACGACAGCAAGCAACCCAACCAAAGAUCCACCAACUGACGGUGAGGAACAGGCGAUUUCGUCGCUCAUGGCAGCAGUUGAGAAGCAACCAUCGAUUCCGGUGUUUCCAACAGCUGUAGUGCAGGUGCGAAAGGAAGAUGGUACGUUUGCUCGUGCUAGGGUACUUAUUGAUUCUGGUGCACAGGCAUCGAUGGUCACGGAGGAUUGCCUACGGAAGCUAGGACUCGUCAGGCGUUAUGGGAAGCUAGUGGUUACUGGUAUCGGACAGCAAGCUGCAGGUACCACUCGCGGAAUCGUCACGCUGCAUCUUGCAUCUCGAUUCAACGAAGUCAUUGUGAUCUCUACAAGUGCGUACGUCCUUGGCAAGUUGACGUCGUCUCUUCCAUCGCAAAGGUUCAACAGCGGAAACCUGAAGCUUUUGGAAAACGUCAGGGAAACCUUCAACAAACCUGGACAAAUUGAUGUGAUUCUUGGAUCAGAUGUCUUUCUUGCUCUCUUGGAGGGAGGCCAAGUCAAGGACAACAGCGGCCAAACGGUGGCCCAUGCGUACUGUUUUCGGAUGGAUCGCAGCGGGACGAUACGACGAAGCAGAGACCAUGCAAGGGAAUCAUGGCAUUGUGAGUUUGCAUACGAAGAUGGAUCUAAAUCGAACGCUGCAGCAGUUUUGGGAGUACGAGGAGAUAAACAAGCCACCUCAGUUCACUCCCUUGAUCAUUUCAAUUCUACCACCCAACGCGAUAGCUCAGGGCGCUUCGUCGUAAAACUGCCUUUUGACGAUUCGAAGCCCGCCCUCGAAGAGUCCCUAUCAGCUGCGAUGAAGAGGCUCUUUGCUAUGGAGAAGCGAUUUGCUUCAAACCCGGAAUUCCGGAAGGAAUAUGUCAGCUUCAUGCGCGAGUAUUUGGAGCUUGGCCAUAUGGAACCAGUUCCGGCAAAUCAAGUGGUAAAAAUUGGUUCCGAGCACUACUAUUUACCGCAUCACGCGGUGAUCAGAGUGGACAGCAGCACAACAAGACUUCGCGUCGUUUUUGAUGCUUCUUGUGCCACUUCUACUGGAAUAUCGCUCAACGAUCGGUUGUUGGCGGGGCCCAACAUCAACGAGGAUUUACUAUCAGUGCAUUUGCGGUUUCGCUCGUACAAGGUGGCGUUUUGUGCGGACGUAGCUAAAAUGUACCGCCAAGUGGUAAUGCAUGAGGAAGACCGUGAUUUUCUGCGUAUCGUAUGGCGUGAGGACUCUGAGAAGCCAGUGGAACACUAUCGUCUUUCUAUGGUGACGUACGGUACGAAAACCGCACCAUACCUUGCAAUUCAAGCGAUGAGAGAAUCUACCAUAGGAUAUGAAACUACGCAUCCGGAAGCAGUAAAGCGAAUCAUUCAUGACUUCUAUGUGGAUGACGCAUUGUCGGGAGCAGAUAAUGAAGAGGAGGCUAUGUGCAUCAAGGAACAGAUCACCGAAAUUCUAUCGAAGUCUGGUUUCGAGCUUAGGAAGUGGACAUCGAGCUGCCCCAAACUGUUGGAGAAUGAAGUGUCAGAAUCAGUUCCAGUGAAACUUUCGGAUGAUGCGGAUGUAGUUAAAGCGUUGGGAAUCUACUGGUACCCGAGCGAAGACCAGUUUGGAUUCAAGGUUAACUUUUCGGCUGAUAGCGUUAACACCAAACGUCAGAUGAUUUCGGAUGCGUCAAGAUUGUUUGAUCCUUUUGGCUGUGAUAGUGAAAAUCAAGAUUUUGUAUCAACAAUUGUGACUGUACGACAUCAACUGGGAUGA
Molecule: messenger RNA, 1938 nt
Organism: Ochlerotatus camptorhynchus
Lineage: Eukaryota; Metazoa; Arthropoda; Insecta; Diptera; Culicidae
Exons: 1
Coding region: 1-1938 (645 amino acids)
Source: RefSeq, a predicted model, not a curated record